Molecule: messenger RNA, 1014 nt
Organism: Elephantulus edwardii (Cape elephant shrew)
Lineage: Eukaryota; Metazoa; Chordata; Mammalia; Macroscelidea; Macroscelididae
Product: dehydrogenase/reductase SDR family member 7-like
Exons: 7
Coding region: 1-1014 (337 amino acids)
Molecular function (GO): oxidoreductase activity
Source: RefSeq, a predicted model, not a curated record
AUGAGCUGGGAGUUUCUGCUCGCGCUGUGUGCGCUGCUUCUGCUCCUGGUGCAGCUGUUGCGCUUAAUUCGGGCCGAUGGCGACCUGACCCUAAUGUGGGCCGAAUGGCAGGGGCGACGCCCAGAAUGGGAGCUCACUGAUAUGGUUGUGUGGGUGACUGGAGCAUCAAGUGGAAUUGGUGAGGAGCUGGCUUACCAACUGUCUAAAUUAGGAGUUUCUCUUGUGCUGUCAGCCAGAAGAGUGGAUGAGCUGGAGAGGGUGAAGAGGAAGUGCCUUGAGAGUGGCAAUUUAAAAGAAAAAGAUAUACUUGUAUUGCCAUUUGACCUGACUGAAACAAGUUCUCAUGAAGUGGUUACCAAAACGGUUCUCCAGGAGUUCGGUAAAAUUGACAUCUUAGUCAACAAUGGUGGACGAUCCCAGCGUUCUUUGUUUGCGGACACCAGCCUGGAUGUGUACAAGCUGCUAAUGGACCUUAACUACUUAGGGACAGUGUCCUUGACAAAAUGUGUCCUGCCUCACAUGAUCGAGAGAAAGCAAGGAAAGAUUGUCACUGUCAACAGUAUUAUGGGUAUCGUGUCUGCACCCCUGGCCAGUGGGUAUUGUGCCAGCAAGCACGCUCUUCGGGGUUUUUUCAAUGGUCUCCGGGCUGAACUUGCAGCAUAUUACCCUGAUAUAACAAUUUCUACCAUUUGUCCGGGCCCUGUACAGUCAAAUAUUGUGAAGAAUGCUGUAACAGAAGAAGUUAUGAAGACUGUUGUCAAUCCCGGAGACCAGUCCUACAAGAUGGCAACCAGUCGUUGUGUGCGGCUGAUAUUAAUCAGCAUGGCCAAUGAUUUGAAAGAAGUCUGGAUCUCACAUAACCCUUAUUUGUUUAUGGCAUAUUUGGGGCAAUAUAUGCCUACCCUGGCCUGGUGGGUCAUGAGCAAGUUUGGGAAGAGAAGGAUUGAGAAUUUUAAGAGUGGUUUGGAUGCAGAUUCCUCUUAUUUUACCGCCAUGAAGAAAAAACCUGACUGA